Messenger RNA from Eurytemora carolleeae, 2293 nucleotides. RefSeq lists its product as uncharacterized. The transcript has 24 exons. NCBI's taxonomy places the organism in Eukaryota, Metazoa, Arthropoda, Copepoda, Calanoida, Temoridae. Bases 244 to 1971 code for a protein of 575 amino acids. The record is from RefSeq and is a predicted model, not a curated record.
UAAAUUCUUAUUUUGGGCAUCCCAGAUCAUCCUUUCUAUUUCAUUAGUAAUGCUACACUUUUGGUCACUAAAAUGAAUUAUUAUACAGGGUGACACCCUUGUUUUUCCGUGGAAAAUACUAUCGUAUAUUUGAAAAUCAAACACAUAAGUUCAACUGUUCGAUUGAAAAAUUCACUUUUGAAAUCUUCAGGAUAAAACCCCUGUAUUUUAAUAUUAAAGAUUAUUUUCACCUUGAUUUUUAGGAUGAUUUUUGAGGUUGUUGAGAAAUUUGAAAACAAUCCUUUAACUUUGAGGGAUUUAAGUUGCCAGCUAGUUUCUGAAAAGGUAGUUGAGACAAUAUGGAGUGGAACUUUAAACUUCCAAUCCAUCUAUAUUCCAGAACCAGUAGAAAGAUCUUUAAGAGAGUGGGUGAGCAUACUCCCCCCUUUACUACAACAGGAGCUGCUGGAGAGUAGUGUUAAAGGAAUACUUCGAUCUGCUGCCAGGGUGACCCCGUAUAACUCCUCAACUAUUCCUAUUAUCAUAUCCUCCCUGGCUGAGGUCCUCUACUCUCCAAACAUGAGUUCGAUUGAGGUGUGGACAGAUCUCCAUUGGAAUCAGGAGGCUAGGAUGAAGUUUCUUCAUUUAUUACAUUCUAAACAAUCGGGAAUCAAGAAAAUGGUUUUCUCUUGCUACAAAACUCCAAUCUUUCAAUUUCAGGAAUUACACUAUUCGGAAAGGUUUCUUCUAAUGAACAUACUUAAUAAGUUCGUGGAGCUCAAAGUUCUUGUUUUACCCUACAUAGCUGAUGAUGAACUUCUUGCUAAGCUUGGUGGAGGAAUAUGCCCGCAGUUGGAACACUUAAAUCUGGAGGGUAGCUGGGGGGUCAGUAAUCAGGGUUUAUCAGCACUUGCGGGACAGGAUGGUGGGAUGGUUAUAGGACGAGCUGGUUGGGUUCCUUCACAUUAUGCUCAGUGCACUGAAGGGCAAAAGCUUCUUGGCAAUAUUUUGAAGGGAAGUCCAGUGACCGCAAGUCAAAUCUCUAAUUUAAUGCAGAAUCACAAGGACACGCAUGGGAUGCUGCUUGCUCUUCGAUAUCUUAAUAUUAGAGGAACAUCCACAGAUUGCCGAGGACUAGAAUGUGUGCUUCAAAAUUUUAGAAACCUGAAAAAUCUAGAAGUUGAGGAGCAACAUUGGCAAAAUCUUCUUGUGUCUUCAGGUUGCAAGGACUGUUAUCCCAAGAACCUGCCUCUCGAUUCAGUAAACCUUUCCCUUAAUACAUACUCACUUCUUCCUAGUAUAAUCAGAUUGUUUCCUAAUUUGAGCAGUGUGUGCCUGACUAAUUAUAGUAGAAGUGAAUCCUAUCUUGAUGGAGAAGAUAAUUUGCAGUAUCUUCAGUAUUUCAGAUACCUGAGGGAGUUAAACCUGAAUGAUGUUGAACUAGAGGAGGUGUAUCGUCAUCUCAAGAACCCAGAGAUUGGUUUGAAACUACAAAUAUUCAGAUAUACAAGCAACCUAAGAACGAUAGAUGUAGGAAAGAUAUGUUUGCUCUGUCCUAACCUACGAACAUUGUCUGUUUCAAAUUCAGUUGUACAUUUUGAAGUACCACAAAAGACGACAUCUAUAUUUCCCCGCCUCAAACAACUGUUUCUUCAGGAUGUUGUUUUCCCUCAGCAAAAACAGGGCUGCUGGAAGAACUUAGUGAUUUCUACCAGACUUGAACAGAUUUCUCUUUACAACAUAAGAUUAACAGAUGGAGACAUAGCUGAGAUUGUGAGACGAGGAUGUUUGGAGGCUUUAGAACAAAUUCAUAUAACUGGUGGAUUCACUAUUCUUCUUUCAGAGAUUUCAAUUUAUAAACUUCUAGACACCUGUCCUAGGUUAACUUGUAUUGGAGGCAUCUGCAGUUGGAGCCUUGAAAACCUUGUAGAACUACUACAGACGAUUAGGUUGAAGUACAAGUUCAAAAUCAGAAUGGGAGAGCUGGAUUAAAAUUCAGUUUAUUUGUAUGCUUAAACAAAUCUCAAAACAGUGCUUGAUAAUCAGAAAACAAUGGAAUAGGAAGACGAUUAUAGCAAUACAUACCUAAGUGUUACAAAGCAAAUAGUGUUACUAGACACUUCAUAAACCAAUGAUUUAGUGAAAUAGGUCUAUUUACAUUGUACAAUUGCUGCGUCUCAUGCUCAUUGGACUUUUAAAAGUUUCCAGAUUUGCUACAAAAUCCUUACAGUGUGUUUCAAACAUACAUUUUUCAAAACCUUGAAAUGAAACAAAACGCAAAUAAAAUAUAAUAAAAUUCGUUUUAAGAUCAACA